This is a messenger RNA of Seminavis robusta, 2399 nucleotides long. The record is from the annotation of a GenBank genome assembly. NCBI's taxonomy places the organism in Eukaryota, Bacillariophyta, Bacillariophyceae, Naviculales, Naviculaceae.
GGACAUGUCAUUAUGAGAAAUCCUCGUCCUUCCGAUUUUGUUAAGUGGCAACUUCAGCUGCGACAUUGGGUCGACAUAAAGUGUACAGUAUUGCCCAUACAAGUCGUAGGAACGGCGAUAUUCGGCUCGGUUUGGUUUAGUUUAGGUGGCGAAUCCGAUGACCUCAGUCUGAAUUUUGGACAAAGUUUGCGGCUGCGCCACGCAAAAGCGUUCGAACCAAGCCAACAAGCAACAUCCACCUCGCCCCAUAAAAUAGUAGCACGGCUCUUUUAUUCUUCUCAUCUCCACACUCCCUUGGCUAUCUUGUCUCUCCUCGUUGCUUUGCAGCACCCCGCACUUCACACUCACACACACACACACACUGCACCCUUUCACCAUCUCAUCGCUGCAAGCACACCUUUCACGCCAAUUUAGCACUAUUAUCAGUUUCCCUUCAACUUUCCAAGAAAAACCCCAACAUCACCAUGUCUACUACUACCGCUACUGCCUCUAUCAUCGAGCAACCCGUGGUCGCUCCUCACUCUUCGGCUGUCGAUGACGCUGCUUACAUGUCGUUUUCCGGUCUCCUAGAAGGGGAUCUCUACGAUGACGAGCUUAAUGAAAUUUCUACCCUCUUCGCCCCUGCUGUCUCCGACGAUGAAAUGUCCGACAAGGCUUCCUCCAGCCCUGUCCCUUCCGUCGAUUACGACGAAAACCACCCAGGAACUCAGGUGGCUGUUGCCGCCGCUGCAAUUGACAGCGCCCUCCAGGCCGUGGAUCCUGUCAAGAUUGUUACAACUGUUGUCCCCACUCCAGUUGUCCCCAAUCCUGUUCUUCCCGCUGCAGUCGUCCCCACUCCUGUUCUCUCAAAUUCCGCCUCUGCAACAACGACCAACAACAAGCGCACUUUGGAUCAGGCCAUGCCCGAAGCCCCCGUCACUCAGCUCAAGCGUCGAAUUACCCUCUCCAGUUCUUGUGGUUCUUUGACCGGUCUGUCUGUCAAGGCUGCCGCUUUGGUUGCUGCCCCUGUUUCUCCAACUUCUGUGGCAGCUGCUCCCAUUGUCCCUUCCAGCCCCACUUUGGCUCCUGCUCCCGUCGCAAGUGCCCCCAAAAUUCCAUCCGUCACUCCAUCUGAACCUACUGCUACUACUACUAUUACCACCACUACCACUCCAGCUACUACCACCACCACCACCACUACUGCUAAAAAGACCACCAAGAAAGUCAAGACUUCUACCAUUACUAUCCGUCAGGGAAUGACCCCCGAAGAAAAAGCCAAGGCUUGCCGAGAACGCAACCGUGAACAUGCCCGUAAAACUCGUCUUCGCAAGAAGGCUUACGUGGAUGAAUUGAAGCGUUCCCUCAACGAAGUCGUCGAGGAACGGGAUGCUGCCAAGGCCCUGGAAGAACAAAAAGCCAGGAUUUUGGAACAGAACCGAGAUGUUCGAUUCCAAGUCAUGCAAGAUUUUGUGAAUUUGCGUGGCAAUAAUGAGCAAAGUCCUCAACGCUGGGCUGCUAUUUUGGUGCCCGAGGAAUUCCAGCUCAAGCUUCCUGUCACUGAUUAUCAGACCAUGGUGGCCGCCAAGCCCGAGCUCAACGCCCUUCCUGGUCAACAGGUGUUGGCCAGUGUGCCCGACGUCAUGGCCGAUGCCGGUUUCUUCUCGGCCUUUCUGCAAUCCUUGGGCAACAGCAGCGACGACGAAACUGCCUCGCCCAUUUUCUUUUCCUACAACUGCGACCGUGACACCUUCCUCAUGGAUGGAUGUCAAGCCAUGUUUGACUUUCACGGUACUUCUUGCGGUGCCGUCCACCAAGGCGCCCCUUCGGAAUUGGUCAUGUCGGGAACCUUCCGUGCCACCUUUUGCCCCGACACCAACCGUCUUCGUGCCGCACAGAUCAUGUUCGACACAGGUUCCAUCCGCUUCCAGCUCGAACACAUGAAACAGCAAGCCGCUGUUGUCAAGUCCGAGCCCGCUUCCAACUAAGGGACGAGAAGAAACAAGAUGGAAAAUUAUUCCUUAUUUUUCUUUUCCUUCUAUUAUUUCCAGUCAAGCCCCCUCUGCUGCUUGAAAAAACCUUGUACAUAAUUCCUUCAACCGUUCGUCUUCCUCCUCCCUGACGUCUGGAAGCUUCCCUCAUCGAUGGACCUACAUGAUUGAUAUCUCUAUUACCUUUAUUCUUUCUGCCGAACAAAACUAAACCACCCACGAAACCAAACAAAAAUUUCUGCAUGGCAACUUUUUUAUUUCUUUUUCUCCACGGAUUGUGUCUGAACAAAAACUCUCCUCCUGUACAUACAAACAAACCCCUGAACAAAACACACAAAGCUGGCAUCAAACCAUCGACUUUUUUGUAUCAUAUCCCGAUCAAGUUGUGCCACUUUUCUUUUAACCAUAUUAAUGUGAAUAUAUUAUCCGUGU